Aspergillus welwitschiae is the source of this 1323-nucleotide messenger RNA. RefSeq lists its product as uncharacterized. NCBI's taxonomy places the organism in Eukaryota, Fungi, Ascomycota, Eurotiomycetes, Eurotiales, Aspergillaceae. The coding region runs from base 1 to 1323 and encodes 440 amino acids. The record is from RefSeq and is a predicted model, not a curated record. The transcript is spliced from 2 exons.
AUGUCUGCAAACGCCCUGAGUUGGACAGAGCUAGAAUGUCUCAUACAGCAGUGCUAUCCAGGUAUCUCUCGUGAUGAAGCCUAUGUCCGACUUUUCCACGACCUGAAACCUCUUAUGGAUCCUACGGCGAAAGGAUCGUUUAGCAUACUAAAAGCACUUGGUAUUAUCUUCAACAAGCCAGUUACUAGCCUCGUUGCCUCUGCAAGUCGUAUAGCCCAGCGCAUCCUCGAAGCCAUUUCCCAGAACCCUACGUGCACGUCCCAGCCCGUCGAAGAUAAUCCCAAUGACAUCUCGGAUCAGAUAAUCAUACAAAUGCUCCGCAAUCUCGCAGCGACCGCUGGGGAACCUUCAAACGUGGCAGCUGAUAUCGGUUUCUCUCUGUGUGAAGAGAAUAUGAUUGAGCACAGGAUUGGUGGCAGCUUCACUGGCGGUUCAGCCCAAACGUUCAAAAUCCUCAGUAAUUCCUUCAACGCUGGGCCUGAAUUUACUGCCGUCUUUGCUUCGUGUGCUCUGGUAAGUACAGCCCUCGAUACACAGACAAAACCGAGGGAGUUACAGACCAUCGGGCUACGUCUCCAGGAUGUGCCAGAUGAACUGAGCUAUCAGACGACGGCAAGGGUUCAAAGCUGGCAGACCCAAGGCUUCGGGUAUUUUAUUUAUAGAUUUGUCGACAAUGAGAUUGAGAAUGCUGGUGGAGAAAAGUCCGUUGGCCGUCAUGCUUUCUAUGUCUACAAUCGGACAACCAGUGCCAACGAGGUCUUCGAGAGACGGGCCCGGAAAAGCCCCUUCCCAUCCUCCUUCGGCGGAAUGGCCUCCAACCUUGAGGCUGUAUUUUCCCUAAUGUGGCAGAAUCGUCGGUCGCUUAGACAAAUAGAUCCGGUCAACGCAGAUAACGUGGUAUUCCACUUGCUAGUCCCAGCGAAAAGGACCUUUGCUAUUUCUGAAAGAAUGGCUAUCGAUGAUGGAAUUGGGAAGCUAAUCAUCAAAGGGCACACGGACGAAGGUGCCUACUAUGCGUGGUUCAAUUUUGUAUCUGUGCCACGGCAAGUGGUACUGCAUGAUGUCGGGAACCUCGAUACAGACUCUGCCGAUCUCAACAGAUCAUGGAAAGGUGAGAAGAAUAGUGCACGUGCAUUUUUCGGCUGCGGGCUCGUUACAGUUAUCGCCGGUUUUUUUAUCCCCCCGGCAGCGCCAUACUUCGCUUGGCUGUGUUUUGCAUCAUUAGCGAUGGCAAUGAAGUAUGGCGUAGUGGAUCAUAUGCGACGGAGUCUCCGGUCCCCUCCUCGAAUUCUCGGUCCUCCAUCAGGGUUUCGCCAAGAAUGA